This is a messenger RNA of Phlebotomus papatasi, 4322 nucleotides long. Its product is annotated as organic cation transporter protein. Gene Ontology annotation, molecular function: transmembrane transporter activity. Lineage: Eukaryota; Metazoa; Arthropoda; Insecta; Diptera; Psychodidae. The coding region runs from base 1030 to 2811 and encodes 593 amino acids. Gene Ontology annotation, cellular component: membrane. The transcript is spliced from 10 exons. Gene Ontology annotation, biological process: transmembrane transport. The record is from RefSeq and is a predicted model, not a curated record.
AAAUAAUCAUGUAUAUUUAAGCAUGGGUCUGUCCACUUAGAAGUAAAAUAAGGGGAAAAAUACAAAAAUUAAAGUCAAAUGAAGUUCAUAAUUUUCGCUUGAAAUUGGAAAAAAGUGGUUAAUGUACCCUAAUUGCAUUAUAUAAAGACACAAUAUCCAGGGGAUACUAUUGAUAGUGUCCACAACACACCUUCGUGUUGGAUUUUCAUUCAUCAACCUUGAGCAGUGCCACAAUGAGACUAAGGGUGGCAAAAGAAAAUCCUUAAUCCUUUUAUUUAAUUAAACUUCGCUUAUAGCCCAAAGACCAGUGGGGUAAAUAGUUUUGCAAUAUAUGACCCAAUCGCUUAAGGGUUUCUGGUGGAUCGAGGGAAAAGUCACGAAUUUAGUCACGUAGUCAGAACAAGUGUGUGGAAAGCUAAGAGAAAAAGUUCAUAAAACUCUGUCAUAUCACUAGAGAGAUGGUGGAAGAAUAAUGAGACAAAUAAAUUUGCGGCUCGAUCCUAUUGAGGGCAAUUAAAGUGUGACUUGUGUGCAUUUUUUAAACACCAACGAUUAACACCAGAGAAAUAAAUUCUCGCUUUUUUUUUGUACAUUCGUGUCUUCAGAUUCUCUUUUGGUACCAAUGCCGAAAUGUUGUCUGGAAUUCCUAACUAAAAAAUCGCAGAUAACCAGUUGAGAGCAAACAAAAUUAAAAUAAUGUAACGUGCGUGUCAAUAAGUGGGCAAAGACUAAUGAAAUCAUCAGUUGGUCAAUAUAAUUAAUUAAUAACCAUCAAGAGUUUGCCAUUUAACUUUAUACUACUGCAAGUAGAGGCCCCUUGAGUAUAUUUGCGUUAAAAAAAACAGGUGAUAAGUAAAUGUUUGAUCCUAUUGUUUUUUCACACGAUUUCGCUAAAACGGCUAAAACUAAGGGUAUAUGCAGACAGUGAAAUGAACAUAUACUUGACAAUUGAAUUUCAUGCUCGAGUGAAUUUCAUAAAUUGAACCACGUGCAACCGGAUCAACGUGCUCCACCAGAGAAGUGUCUACAAUGAAGCAGGAACAAGAUUUUGGGGAUACACAGGGUGCCAUUGAGGCAAACAAUGGGGAAAUUAUUGCACUGCUCGAGUGUGAAAAUUGCGGAGUGGGCAGCUGUAGCAGGGUCAGCAAUCAUGAAGGAGCCACAAUGAUCAAAUCCAAAUCAACACCACAAACACAAUCGGGAGGAGCUGAAGGUGGAGGUGGUGGAGGUACCAAAUCCAGCAAACAAAAGUGUUCAGACGAUGAAUGUGACAUCAUUGGGGAACUUAUAGGAAAAUAUGGAAAAUGGCAAUUCCUCAUGACUAUACUCCUUUCGCUAUUUCAAGUGCCAAACACUUUUCACAUAUCCUCACCUGUUUUUCAGGCUGCUCACAAAAAUUACUGGUGUCAACGACCGGCUCAUUUAAAUCAAACCCCAAUAGAAUUGUGGCGCAAUGUAAGUCAAUCUGAGGAUAAUUGCCACCAAAUUAAUUACAAUUGGAAUGGAAUAUCAUCGAAUGAAGUCACAACUGACUUUAGUCCACCGAACAAUUCAUCCCAAAUCCCAUGUAAAAAUUGGGAAUACGAUUGGAAUGACAAUUUAGGGAAUACGUGGACAUCCCAAUGGGAUUUAGUCUGCGAAAAGGAAUAUCUCAAGAAUGUGGCGGAAAUGUUUUUUCUCCUUGGUGUUGCUACAGGUGGAAUAAUAUCGGGCUAUUUAUCUGACAAAUUUGGGCGGAAAACCAUGCUCUUUAACUCAGCCAUUCUACAAACAAUCUUUGGAAUUGCUCUCUAUUUUGCCGACAGCUUUGAGAUCUAUCUUGCCCUGAGAACCCUCCUUGGUUUGGUCUCAGUGUCUGUAACAUAUGCCGGUUUAAUUUUGGCCAUUGAGUACGUGGAUGGAAAGUGGAGGACAAUAGCUGGGAUGUACAAUCUCUUCCCGCUUCCAAUAUCCUACAUGAUGAUUUCAGGAAUAGCCUAUCUCACGCAAGACUACAAAGUUCUUCAACUCUGUAUUGGACUACCUGGAUUUUUUCUCUGUUUCCUCUGGUUCGUCGUACCAGAAUCCCCAAGGUGGUUACUGUGCAAAGGGCGCAUCGCGGAAGUGAAGGAGGUGAUCAAGGCAGCAGCAAGAUUCAACAAGCGAGAACUCCCACAUAAUUUGGACAAGUUACUGAAGCCACCUGAGGAGGAGGAAGCCAAUGAGGGAUUCAUGGAUCUCUUCCGUUCCCGGUAUUUGCGACUCAUAACAAUUUGCUUCCUAUGCAUCUGGUUUACCAUGAAUCUCGUGUACUACGGACUCAUUCUUAACAUGAACACAUUCGGUGGAAAUGUGUAUUUGAACUCGGCUCUAGCAGGGUUGGUGGAAAUGCCAGCUAUUGCAAUUGCCAUGUACAUCAUUGGAAGAGUGGGAAAGAAGUGGCUUUUCUGCGCUACACUCUUUAGUACUGGAUUGGCAUGCUUGUGCGCUGCGAUAUCAGAGGGAAAUGAGGAUAUUCUCUGGCUCAAGAUUACAUUUGUGAUGAUUGGAAAAUUCACUAUCAGUGCCGGAAACACCAUAAUGCCAGUUUACACGGCUGAACUCUACCCAACCGCAAUCCGAAAUGCAGGAGUUGGAGCGUGCAAUGUGGCAGCUGGUCUGGCCCUAAUUCUAACGCCCUAUUUGGAGAUGUUGAACAAAAUUGAGAAGCAUCUCCUGAUGACACUCCUGACAGCAUGGACCAUUUUUGGUGGGAUUGUGGUGAUUUUCCUCCCUGAAUCUAGAAAACACCCCCAAACCACUGUGAGUGAUGUCGAAGAGGAACGCAAUUAAAAUAAACAUCGUGUAGAAUUUUAUUCUAGCGAUUAGAAAUGGCUGAAACAGAGGUGUUAAACUGCGAAGAAACAGAAAAGUUGAAAAUUUGUUUCAAUUAACAAUUAAUUGGAGAAUAUAUUAUAUGCCCCUCUGCAUUUUCCAUACUCCCGAAUCUCCUCUUCUCUAUGUUAGAUUUCGCAUAAUUGUGUGACAAUAAUUAGAAUAACAUCAAAUUCAACAAAAAGGAGUCGUUGUACGUUUGGCCAUUUAAUUCUUGAAGGCGAAAGAAGCAUUGCCUCAAUUUUAAAUUAAAUGUUAAUCGGAAAAUUAACCGUAAUUACAAGAGUUGAGUCUAUAUAUUCGCACUGCCAUCCUUUUCGAAAUCAAACAGUUUAUGUUGUAAAAUUAUAAUGUAUGUUAAGUGUCGCUAAAAUGUAAGGAAAUUGAAAAGGGAGCAAUGUCUAAUUUCUCACAGACACUUUGACAUCAAUUUAAGUGCUUCUACUUUGCUCCCUCCAUAGUCCUCCCCUUGGAUAAGAAAUCAUCACAUGGUAAUAAUAGAUAAAAUUUGUUAAUUAUGUGAAUCCCUCCAAAAUAUUUGAAUUUACAUAAUGAAUUUCGAAUUUAAGACAAGAUAAUUAAAAGAGAAAUCAGUGGAGAAUAUCACAAAUGCAUCUCUUAACUUUGUGGAAGUUGAUAUAAAAUGAAAUAGAAAUAUAGAAAGAAAUUAAAGAAAAAAUAUCAUAUGUCCUUUGUGAGAUUUGGCUGGUCCAAAUUUAUAAAAAGUAUUGCUAUAAUAAAUGAUAUAUCUAAAUAUAGAAUGAAAACAGAAAGAAAAAAACACUAAUAGAGUCAUUAAAAAAAUAAUUAAUGUUACAGAGUAUUAAAUUAUAUAUUAAUCUAUAAAUAUAGUCUCUAAAAAAACACGUUCGAUAUUAAUAAACUUAUAACCUGUAAUAAUGAGAGAUUAUUGUCAUUCAACCCUGCAAAAUCUCCACUAUUAUCUAAAAAGAAAACUGUAUCAAGGCAUUUUGGAAUAAAAAAAUUAUUAUAGACUUUCAGUGGCUAAGAAGCAGGCAACAAAAAAAAAGCUUUUUAUGUGACAAGAAAAAUAUUAAUUAUAAUAAAUAUAAAGAAACUAUGACAUCGUGAAUUAGGAAGUCAAUUACAAUGUUACUAAGUGUGCAAUUUUUCAUUGUAAAAUUUACAUCUAUUUUUUUAUUAUUUGUUACCACUUGUUGUUAAAUAUUGUGUAAAUAUUAUUUAUUUGUAACGUACUUAUAAGUGGUCAAUUUUAUUAUUGAGUAUGUGUUAAGUGAAGAAAAAUAAAAGUGAGUCGAAGUUGAAUCAAAUUGCAUAUUAUUUUGUACUUACUUGUUGUAAUAUGUUUAUUUUUUAUUUUUUAAAUAACAAUCAGAUGAUAUUUUUUUUGUCUUUGUACGGAAGGAAAGAUAAAUCAAUAUAAAACUAAAUUAAUUAUAUUGUGCACGAAAAGUAAAAUUUUAUGAAUAAAUAUGGAAAUUGCAAAA